Orycteropus afer afer is the source of this 738-nucleotide messenger RNA. It is a transcript of the gene MRPS7, whose product is annotated as mitochondrial ribosomal protein S7. Lineage: Eukaryota; Metazoa; Chordata; Mammalia; Tubulidentata; Orycteropodidae. Gene Ontology annotation, cellular component: ribosome. Gene Ontology annotation, biological process: ribosomal small subunit assembly; translation. The record is from RefSeq and is a predicted model, not a curated record. Gene Ontology annotation, molecular function: rRNA binding; mRNA binding; structural constituent of ribosome.
AUGGCUGCCCCCGUGGUGAAAGCUGUGCGAGGGUGGUCGGGCUUGGCCCUGGGUGGGCAGAUUGUUCUCCCGCGGCUUCCUGGACUAACCCAGGUGAGGUGGAGCCGCUAUGGCCCGCAGUACCAGGAUCCCCGGAUUGACAAGGAGUAUUAUCGCAAGCCCGUGGCUGAGUUGACUAAGGAGGAAAAGUAUGAACGGGAGCUCAGGAAGACUCAGCUCAUCAAAGCUGCCCCAGCGACCAGAACAAGCUCUGUGUUUGAAGACCCAGUGAUCAGUAAAUUCACCAACAUGAUGAUGAAAGGAGGAAACAAAGUGCUGGCCAGGUUCCUCAUGACGCAGACCCUGGAAGCUGUGAAAAGGAAGCAGUUUGAGAAGUACCACACUGCUUCUGCCGAGGAACAGGCAGCCAUUGAACUCAAUCCCUACACCAUCUUCCACCAGGCUCUGAAAAACUGUGAGCCUGUGAUUGGGCUGGUACCCAUCCUCAAGGGUGGCCACUUCUACCAGGUCCCUGUGCCCCUGGCCGACCGGCGUCGCCGCUUCCUGGCCAUGAAGUGGAUGAUUACUGAGUGCCGGGAGAAGAAGCACAGGCGGACUCUGAUGCCAGAGAAGCUGUCGCACGAACUGCUACAGGCUUUCCAUAACCAGGGCCCGGUGAUCAAGAGGAAACACGACGUGCACAAGAUGGCUGAGGCCAACCGUGCCCUGGCCCACUACCGCUGGUGGUAGAGCAAGGCU